Molecule: messenger RNA, 1101 nt
Organism: Gastrolobium bilobum
Lineage: Eukaryota; Viridiplantae; Streptophyta; Magnoliopsida; Fabales; Fabaceae
Exons: 2
Coding region: 175-1101 (308 amino acids)
Source: RefSeq, a predicted model, not a curated record
AGGACGUCCAUUUUAUUAUUUCAAGUAAGGUGGUCAGAUAGGUAGUCUUAAUGCUCAUCUGAUCAAAGCAAUCCAUUUACGCCGUCGAGUUGUGCGUGCAUACAGCCACAGUAAUAUAAUGGUGUGUCAUGUUGUAGAAAGUGGGCUAUUCUCACAAGACAAAUAUACAUACGCAUGGGAAAUAGUCCUGGCAGCCUUCGUCUUCUCAGAAAUGGAGAUUGUUCCCAUCUACUCCUGGGAAAUUGUGUUGCAAUUGACUUGAAAAAAGAAGAGCCUAAGAAAGAAGGUAAUGGAAUAACGAGAAAGACGUGGGAAUUGUCAUACAAACUAGAACGGUCAAGCUGUGUGCUCAACUUAAACAAGACCACAGGACGUAAUCAAGAUGAAGUGUUAGAGAUCAUCAUAGUGGAUUGGCUUGAAAACAAGAUCAAUGAUGAGAUUCAAGGAACAAAUAUCAACGAUAAUAUUACACGAGAAUAUUCACAGGCCUUUAUUGAUAGGGUACGAAGAGCGGAAGUUGGUCUUUUUGAGGUAUAUAAUACAUUUUCAUAUGUGUAUGAGCCCGGGAAGCGCCCUCGCUUUAUGUCACUAAAUACAAGAAAAACUACAAAUGAAUGGGGUGGCGUAACGGAAACCACUGUUCACGUAUAUGGGUCUGGAACAAGGAAGGGUCUUUAUGUUAGGGAGUGGAAGAAAAGGAGAGAGGGUCAAAAUCCUUAUAUGGGGACACUGGCUCACUAUUAUGUUUAUAAUAAUAUUGGGCUUUCUGUGGUGGUAAAGAUUCGAGUCUUGGAUGAUGGCACUUUGUAUUUUGAUGUGGAGGGUCCAAUCCAACACCCUUGCUCUGCAUUAUUCAAAAUGUUUGAAGAAGUCAACACAACCGGGAUAUGGACGCCUACUUCAUGUUCUCAUUGUGCUAAAAUUCAGAAGCAGCGUAACUUCAUGUUCUCUGACACAGAAGAAAGUGACAAUGAUAAUCUUCCAGAAGAUAGCCGAAACCAAAGUGCACAUGCCAUUGUCUCCAAUAGUGGUGUGGUUAAGGGCAAUGGUAAUGGUAAUUUGAUUGUGAACAGGCUUUACCUUGCACUUAGAGGAAAAUAA